GCCGUUAUUGCGUCAUGACGCUGAUUAUGACGUUUAUAGAUAGCGGCGCCGUUUCAGACUGGAAUGGGAGCUAGCGAUUUUCCCAUAUUUGUUAGUUUAAUCCGUGAAUGGCGCCGAAACAGGACCCGAAACCUAAAUUUCAAGAAGGUAACCAUUUCUCUAGUGCUGUGUUUUCUGGGCCAUUGCUCUACGAAGCUAAGUGUGUUAAUAACAUAAAGGACAAACAAAUCAAAUACUUUAUUCAUUACAGCGGGUGGAAUAAGAACUGGGACGAAUGGGUUCCUGAGAGCCGAGUGCUUAAGUAUGUGGACAGUAAUCUGCAGAAACAGAAAGAGCUUCAAAGGGCCAAUCGUACAGACCAUUAUGUGGAGGGAAGAAAGGGUGCUGCGCCGAAUAAGAAGAUACCUGCUCCACCGCAGAAAAAUGAUGUGAAAACCAAAAAGAACAAACAGAAGCGUAAGUAUAUCCUCACCUGGGCAGGAGAAGGAACAAGUUCAGGAGGAGAACCAACCCAUCCUCCGCGGAAAAAGAGGGCACGAGUUGACCCAACAGUUGAAAGUGAGGAGACCUUCAUAAAUCGAGUAGAAGUUAAAGUAAAAAUUCCAGAGGAGUUGAAACCAUGGCUGGUGGAUGACUGGGACCUGAUAACACGGCAAAAACAGCUUUUCCACCUUCCUGCCAAAAAGAAUGUUGACACAGUCCUUGAAGAUUAUGCAAACUACAAGAAAUCGAGAGGAAACUCUGACAGCAAAGAGUUUGCUGUAAACGAGGUGGUCGCUGGUAUCCGGGAAUAUUUCAAUGUCAUGCUUGGGACGCAGCUUCUCUACAAAUUUGAGAGGCCGCAGUACGCAGACAUCCUCGCCAACCAUCCAGACACAUCUAUGUCUCAGAUCUAUGGCGCUCCUCACCUACUCAGACUCUUUGUGAGGAUUGGAGCGAUGCUGGCGUACACUCCGCUGGAUGAGAAGAGCCUUGCACUGCUGCUCAGUUAUCUACAGGACUUCCUCAAGUAUCUUGUAAAGAACUCUGCUUCGCUCUUCAGCAGUGACUAUGAGGUCGCCCCUCCAGAAUACCACAGAAAGGCAGUGUAAGGUUUUUUUUUUUUUAUUUGAGGAUCUGAAGCCUUUGUGUGCUGACGUUUGGAAACAACUUUUCUUACCUGUCGAAACGAUGCGAUUUCACAAAAAGCCUUCGGAGGACGGAUUGUGCGAGAUCUGUUGAUUUUUUUGUGGACAAAUCAGAGCGAGAUGUCACACUAAUCCCCGGACAAAUUCAUUUUCUUUCAUGUGGAAAGCUGCUGAGUACACUUUUCCUGUAUUGGUAUGUUUUUGAAUACCACUAUUAGUUUUAAUUGUACUUGUUUUUGUCCCUUUGUUUACAAAGAUCUUUUGAAAAAGGAAUUUCAUCUGAUUAUUUUUUAGAUUUCUGUUUGGUUCAGAUGCUGGCUAAAUUUGUCUUGUAGGCUGUCAUCAUUUUCUAAUAAAAGUCACCCAUUCUCGAGUCGU
Notolabrus celidotus (New Zealand spotty) is the source of this 1505-nucleotide messenger RNA. RefSeq names its product mortality factor 4 like 1 (gene morf4l1). NCBI's taxonomy places the organism in Eukaryota, Metazoa, Chordata, Actinopteri, Labriformes, Labridae. Gene Ontology annotation, cellular component: nucleus; NuA4 histone acetyltransferase complex. Gene Ontology annotation, biological process: chromatin organization; regulation of DNA-templated transcription. The record is from RefSeq and is a predicted model, not a curated record.